Messenger RNA from Salvia splendens (bonfire salvia), 2425 nucleotides. RefSeq lists its product as uncharacterized. Bases 572 to 2227 code for a protein of 551 amino acids. The transcript has 5 exons. Lineage: Eukaryota; Viridiplantae; Streptophyta; Magnoliopsida; Lamiales; Lamiaceae. The record is from RefSeq and is a predicted model, not a curated record. Gene Ontology annotation, biological process: regulation of asymmetric cell division.
AUGUUUUCUCUCUCAAUAAAUGAUUAACUAAAAUCAGGUAGAGAAAGCAAGGUAGGUUCUAGUGAGAGAGAGGAAGAGUUGACCUGUUAGUGGCGAGGGAUUGAUGAUGGCUGCCACUCUGCCUUUCACUCGGCCUCAUCUAUCUGUAAAUACAGUUGUUGUGUAGAUAUAUCAUAUAUUUAUGUUAUGUUUAUUCUAACGGCGUGAGGUGAUCUCUCUCCUUUCUUCAUUCCUACGCACGCACACACGUUACCUACAUCCCUACGCGUAUCUAUGUGUUUAGCUGUCAACUUAACGCAUUUGCGUAUUUCUUCUUUUCAUUUCGGAUCUGUACGAAUUUUUUUUUCCUGCUAACCGUUGGAUUUACGCAGCUGUUCCUCCAUUUCUCAGUUUUUAUAGGAAAAUUUUUUCCAUUCUGUAUUUUUGAGGUUGAUCGGUCCAAUGAAACGUUGCAACGGAAAGGAAGGACGUCUACCGAAUUCGUAGAAGGAGGUUGCAGGAAAAAAAAAAGAAAGGUGAUUUGAAAUCUUCAUACGACUGAGAAGGUGUAGGCUUGUUGAUUAAUGCGUGAAUGUUUGCUACACAACUGCUGAGGAUUCUUGAAGUUGAAACUUCUCCCACGGAUGUGAAGGGUGAAAACUGUGUCUGUGACUCAGCUGCACAAGACAUGAUGAUCAUGAAGGAGAAUCAGGACGGAGCUCAUUACGACUCUAAAUAUUUGGGGAGGGACUCUGAUCCUGCGCCUGUUCGAAGUAAAGAAACGCCCCAGUUAAAUGGUCUUAAUAGGGACACCCAUCCUUUACCUUUCGAUGUAAAAGGCACAGAGGUGUAUUGGAACCCUAAACUUGACGAUGAUCUUUCCACAAACAGAAAUGGACACCUUAAAGGGUACGAGUUUCAAAAUGGACCUCUUUGUCGUCAGGAAAGUCUGCAGGAUGAUAUAGAUUCAGUAUCGUCUGACACAAAUGCUAAAGAUGAAGUGCAAACCACGCCAGAGCAUGAUAAUGAAAAUGAAUCAAGUGAUUGUAUGUCUCCGUGUGUAGCUACUGCUUCAGACUUGUUCGGUAGAGAUAAACAUUUGUAUAUGGAUAAAAAUGUGCUGGAAUAUCAGCGACCUGAGUUGGUAGUUUGCUAUAAAGAACUGAAUUAUCAUGUUGUGAAGGAUAUAUGCGUUGAUGAGGGAAUGCCUGCAAACAGAAGAAUUUUGAUUGAUAAUAGUGAUGAUGGUCAGUCUGGGAAUUGUUUUCCUCAUCCUCAGAAUGAUCAUAGCAAACAUGCGGCUACUGGAGGUGUUGAUGACGAAUUUCUCAUAUCAAAUGUAGUAGAAGCUGCUACUUCACUGGAGGAUUCAGAGUUUGCUGUUGCUAAUCAGCAGUGGAGCAAAGAGAUAUUCCUUGUCCAAGGCCAGCCAAAUUCUCCAUCAGAAAGAUCUUCAUUCAAGGAUACUGCCACAGGUUGUAAUCUGGAGGAAUCGAUACAGGAAAAUGGAGCGGAUUUUGGAGCGACCAGCAAAACAGCAACGCAUGCUCCAGAUGUGGAGUCUUUUGUAGAUGAGACUCUUCCAAUUCAAGAAUUUGGCACUCGUAGUUUCCUCAGAUCUUUUCUGAGUGCUUUUGAUGCUGAUGGAAAUGAGCUGCCAGAUCAGCAGUUUUCUGAAGGUCCUGCUGCGACAUCAACAGAAGCAAGCCUAAAGGAGGAUGUGCAGAAAAGUAGCUUAAAAUACAACAGUCAGGUGGAAACAAGAAGCAUAACCUUCAAUUUCAACUCCUUGGGUGCUACAAGUGGGGAAACAGAAAUCAUUAAGGAACAGCCUGUUGACUCGAGAGAGGUGAUCGAAUCUGAAAUUCCUUCAGAUACCAGGCAAAGAGGACAACCUCAGGAUUCUAGCAGAAAUGACAUGAACAACAAUAAUACUGCUCUGGAUCAGUCCCUUGACUGCAAGGAUGAUAGGGCUGCUGACAAUGGACCAGUUGUUAGUCUACUGAGAUAUGAUCCGGGGGAGUCGAGCUUUUCUGCAGACAGUUACAUAACACACUCAGGGCCAAUAGCAUUUUCUGGAAACGUUUCCCUUCGCUCAGAUGGCAGUGCAACCAGUGGCAGAUCUUUUGCCUUCCCAGUAUUACAAUCUGAAUGGAAUUCCAGUCCAGUGAGGAUGACAGAAGCCGAGAGGAGACGUUUUCGGAAACACAAGUGUUGGAGAUCAGGCCUUCUCUGUUGUAGAUUCUAAAGGCUUUUAACUACAUGUUAGGUUGUUAGGUGCAGAAAUACAUUUGCUAAAUCUAUAUUUAAUUAUUUUUAUUUUAAUCAUAAUUCUCUAUCCUUGUGUAAAAUGUCACAUGCAUUAUUUAUCUAAAGUAUUUUAUGUAAAAGAACACAAGUUCCUUAUCAGGAUCUCUUUCUUGAAUAAACCGUAUUCUUUAUUUAA